Molecule: messenger RNA, 1815 nt
Organism: Parascedosporium putredinis
Lineage: Eukaryota; Fungi; Ascomycota; Sordariomycetes; Microascales; Microascaceae
Source: the annotation of a GenBank genome assembly
AUGGAGAAUCAACGUGUCCAGCUACUGCUAACACUUCUCCCUAAACUUCCUCUUAUCCUCCGAGUAGCUAUCUUGCAUAUACUUCGGAGGUCUGAGUCGGCUAAAUAUCUCGAUCUCCGGAGCGCCAUCACAGUUUCUCUCCUCCGAUCGUUCAUUGCUCCAGACCGCCCAACAAGUAUAUCCGAGACGCAGAAGCUCACCUUGAGAGAUCCAGGAAUUAAGGGAAGGAUAUGGGUCAGCAACUACGCUGCACCCCCGCCCCCAGAAACUGGAGUCAAGGACGCGCUGCUGGCGGCCAUUCAUCAUCUCAAACCGACGACCGAUAUAGCGAUACCGAGUAGAAGUCUAGAUAUCUUACCUGUGGAAUCCGAGUGGACCGGAUAUCGAGCAGAUGCGCACCCGAAUUCUACUUUGCCGCUAAUAUCAGAGAAGGACAAGUAUGCCGAAUUAUUAAAGGAGUGCUCAAGCCCGACUACGAUUCUCUACUUCCAUGGGGGAGCUUACUAUCUCCUUGAUCCAGCUUCCCAUCGCCCAACAACUAAAAAGCUUGCUAAGCUCACUGGCGGGAGAUGCUACUCAGUCCGAUACCGCCUCGCGCCGCAAAAUCCCUUCCCCUCCGCCCUUCUCGAUGCUCUCGUCUCCUACCUCACCCUUCUCUAUCCAUCACCCGACGCGUAUCACGAACCGGUGAAAUCCGAGCAUAUUGUCUUUGCUGGCGAUAGCUCCCUUUCCUGGGAGAGGAAUGCGGAAUUUGACUAUCUUCCCAGCGUGACAGCCAAAAGUUUCGAAAACCACCUUCCUUGGUGGGAGCUACUAGCCGACGAGGACAAGUUCCUCGCUCUAAAACUAAAACAGGAUGGCAUCAAGGUUGUAUUUGAGGAAUAUGAAGCCAUGCCACAUUGCUUCGCCAUGAUACUAACAAACCUACCGGCCGCUAAGCGAUCCAAGCUUACCGCUCUCGUCGAACCAAACGUGCCGAUGGAUCGUCUCGUUGAGGCCACCCUCUCAAAAGGCCUCAUACCCCCGGUCGUCAUGGAAUUUCCCGGUAUCACUGCUGGGGGCGGCUUUGCAGGGACAGCUGGAGAAAGUAGCUCCUUCAAACACGGCUUCUUUGAUGAUACCGUCAAUGAGGUUGAGAUGGUGCUUGCUAACGGUGAAAUCGUCAGGGCGAGUCGUAAUGACAAGGGCGAUCUAUUCCACGGUGCUGCCGGCGCUGUCGGUACCCUAGGCGUGACAACCCUACUUGAACUCAGACUCAAAGAGGCUAAAUCAUACGUCAAGACAACAUAUCGACGAACCCAGAAUGUGGACGAGGCUAUAAGGAUGGUUAGGGAACAGACCCAGAAUCCCGAAAAUGAUUAUGUGGAUGGUAUUCUUUUCUCAAAAGAUCAUGGUGUCGUUGUUACAGGCACUAUGACAAAUGAGAAGCCAGCUACACAGCCCGCGCAAACGUUCAGUGGCGCAUGGGACCCCUGGUAUUACCUUCACGUCGCAGAGAAGACCCGCGAUGCCUCUACAGCUGCUAUCGUCGAUUACAUUCCAUUGGCAGAGUAUCUAUUUCGCUACGAUCGCGGUGGAUUCUGGGUUGGCCGAGCCGGAUUCGACUACUUCAAGAUCUUUCCCUUUAAUCGUUUCAUGCGUUGGUUUUUGGAUGACUUUCUCCAUACCCGGAUGCUAUAUCGCGCGCUCCAUGGAAGCGGAGAGUCCGCGCGGUUUGUUGUUCAGGACCUUGCCCUUCCUUACUCAACCGCUGCUCAAUUUAUCGACUACACAGCAAAAAUCUUGACAUCUGGCCACUUUGGCUCUGCCCGCUGA